GGAAGGGGCGGAGUCUCAGCCGCCCGGCCCGGGAUGUGAGACACGGACUAGUGUUGUGCAGUAAUAAAAACCGCUCUCUCAACCCCUGCAUGAACUUUUAGCAACGUCUCGGCCUUUUACACUUGGAGACCUGACGAAACACACGUUUUCCGAUGCUGACCCGGAUCAUUUCGCAGUGUUCUUUUUUAUUAAGUCCUCAAUAUUUCUGUCGUGUUUUUUCUUCAUCAUGGAAGCGCGUGCUUCGGGGCGCACUCGCGGUCUAAUGCUCGUGGUAGUUUUGUCUCUGUUGAAACCAACUGCUGGGGGUUUUGCGGGCAGCCCUUUGGUAACUGAAACUUAUUUAUCUACCGACACUGAGGAUUCAGAGCAAUCCAGCGAGUUUCCAACUUCCUCUAGAGCAGUGAUCAGCGAGGGGACUGCGAGGUUUGGAUACUCUUCCACAUCAAAAAUCUCAGAUCAUCCGAGUUUUUCAGAGAGGGAAUCUCACACUGCCACAGAUCAAAGUUCUGUCAAUGAGGUCACGGAGAGCUGGACAGCACCAAACAGAUCAGAUAUGUCCACUGAGUUGCUGGAUUUCAGCCCUGCAUUCAGCACUAACACAGUGACUGAGUGGGAAGAUCCUUCUACAAUAGCCAACAUCACUGAUGCCUAUACAGUAGCAGAGGCAUGGCAACCUGCAUCUGAGGUUAGGACUGUGAGAGAUCUCACUGUGACAAAGCUGACUGAGCAGGAACACACAGACCAGGAUACUACAGAAUCUGGUUCAAACACUGAUAGCGCCUACAUCUCCACCACACUUAGCCGUGCCAGAGAGCGCACACUGCUGUCCAUCACAUCCGACAGCACCUCUCCAUACAUGGAACACACCAGCUCCAGCUCCUUAGAGACAGCUCCACAUACUGUCACUGGGCAGGCGGAGAAGACAGGAAUUUCUCAGGAUAUGGUGUCCACUGAGGAUACGUUGUUUACUGAAUCUGGCCAUACAGUAGCAGAGGCGUGGCAACCUGCAUCUGAGGUUAGGACUGUGAGAGAUCUCAUUGUGACAAAGCUGAUUGAGCAGAAACACACAGACCAGGAUACUACAGAAUCUGGUUCAAACACUGAUAGCACCUACAUCUCCACCACACUUAGCCGUGCCAGAGAGCACACUCUGCUGUCCAUCACAUCCAACAGCACCUCUCCAUACGUGGAACAUACCAGCUCCAGCUCCUUAGAGACAGCUCCACAUACUGUCACUGGGCAGGUGGAGAAGACAGGAAUUUCUCAGGAUAUGGCGUCCACUGAGGAUAUGUUGUUUACUGAAUCUGGCCAUACAGUAGCAGAGGCGUGGCAACCUGCAUCUGAGUUUAGGACUGUGAGAGAUCUCACUGUGACAAAGCUGACUGAGCAGGAACACACAGACCAGGAUACUACAGAAUCUGGUUCAAACACUGAUAGCACCUACUUCUCCACCACACUUAGCCGUGCCGGAGACCGCACUCUGCUGUCCAUCACAUCCAACAGCACCUCUCCAUACGUGGAACACACCAGCUCCAGCUCCUUAGAGACAGCUCCACAUACUGUCACUGGGCAGGCGGAGAAGACAGGAAUUACUCAGGAUACAGAGUCCACUGAGGAUGCGUUGUUUACUGAAUCUGGCCAUAGUGAGGAUUUCUCUGUAAAUGCCACCCAAAAGAAGGUCUUAGAGACUGAGGUCACUCAUGGCACCCAGAUUACCCUGUCUCACACAGGACAGCCCACAGGAUCAGAUUUUGAAUCAAUGCCUAAGACUAGCAACCCCAGCUCCACUCCACCUCUUACAUUAAUCAACAGCUCUGACAGUGAGACGGACACCACAGCUGAUUCUUCCACCAACCAGACCUAUUAUACAGACAGCAGCUCAUCUUCAUCGUUCAUACCUCCAUCUGUCCCGCCAGACGUUACACAUACCAAUGUGUCUCACCAGGACAGCGAGACCACUGGUCCUACAGGUCCUGUGAGUACCAGUACAGGUGAAAAACCAGAUGAACCCAAGACCAGUGAGACACCCAAUGAACCCAUGGAAAAAACUACUAUUCCCAGUCUGACUACUGCACCUUCCACAGACUGGAAUAUGACUAACAGUGUGGAUGAGUCCCAGUCCACCCAGCAUGCCUUUGUCUCCCAAACCUAUAGUCUUCCAGAGCCCACAGAGGUGCUGAGCACAGCUGCAGGACCUUCAACCCACAUGCCAACACCUACAGAGGAGGACACACAUAAACCUAGCACUGUCCCUGUUACUAGCACCACGCUAGCUAGCACAGGCACCACAGCACCACUUACAACACAACAAUUUCAAGCCAGCACCACUGCCGAGGCUCACAGUACACCACACAGUACCCUGUCUGCCACAGAGACCACUAAGAAGACCAUGCCCACCACAGAACAGCACCACCCCACCACUGGAACAGCCACUCCCUCACUGUCUGCCAGCUCAUCCCAAUCUGGAGCUGGUUCUACUGAUCUGAGCACACUGCACUUUGAGACCAGCACUGCUACGCCAGGCAGCACCAAAGCACACAGCCAGCACACCACUGCAUCCUACAAUAAGAGCACUCCCGCCAUGAGCACUGCGGUAAUAACCACAGGAAAGCGCACUGAGACUGAAGCCACAACCUCACAGAUGCCUGUGAAGAUAAGCCUGACUCCUGGUCACAUGUGUAGGCCUCAGAUCUGUGCAAAUGGAGGCGAAUGUGUGCCGACUUUGGGUGGUUACAGGUGCAAUUGUCUGCCUGCCUGGAGAGGAGAAAACUGCACUGAGGAUGUGGAUGAGUGUGUGAGCAGUCCGUGCCCUCAAGACUCCGUGUGUGUCAACACCAGAGGUUCGUUCAGCUGUGACUGUGCCCUAGGUUAUGACCUGCAAGAUGGACGUAGCUGUACACAAACAAAGACGUUCUUAGGGAUUUUUAGUGUGAACAGUUCUCUGCAUGACUCGCACAGAGAGAUCUUACAGUUGUUGAAUGCCUCACUCUCAAACCUGCGUGGUUAUAGACGAUCGACUCUGCGGUAUUUGGACAGGUUGCACAUCCUGGCUGUGAACAUGUUUUCUAUGUCCGCUGAUGUGACCAGCAAUGACAUCUUCUUCAGGAUCCAGAUGUCUCUCAGAAACUGCAACAAACCACAGUCCCACUGUUCCUUAAAGCUCCAACACCAGCUUGCUUAUCAAGUGGAGAGUCUGUGCUCAGCCCAGAAGAAUAGAUGUGACACUCAGUAUGCUGUGUGCAAUGAUACUGAGGGAACUCCAUACUGCCAGUGCCAUGAAGGAUACUUCAAAAAGAACCCAGAGGACAGUACCUGUAGAGACUGUGGUGAUGGCUUUAAACUUGUUAAUGGAACAUGUAUGGAAUGUGCAUUUGGAUUUGGGGGAUUCAACUGCAAUAAUUUUUAUGGGCUGAUAGCAAAGGUGGUUUCUCCUGCAGCUGGGGGGUUGUUGCUCAUUGUUAUCAUUGCUCUCAUUGUAACCUGUUGCAGGAAGGACAAGAAUGACAUUAAUAAAAUCAUCUUCAAAAGUGGGGAUCUUCAAAUGUCUCCAUAUGGUGACUUUCCCAAGAGUAGUCGUGUAUCAAUGGAGUGGGGCAGGGAGACCAUUGAGAUGCAAGAAAAUGGCAGUACCAAGAAUCUCUUGCAGAUGACCGAUAUUUAUUACUCUCCAGCUCUGCGAAAUGCUGAUCUGGAGAGGAAUGGGCUUUAUCCAUUCUCAGGCCUGCCUGGUUCACGACACUCCUGCAUUUACCCAGCACAGUGGAAUCCAUCAUUCAUCAGUGAUGACUCACGGAGGAGAGAUUAUUUUUGACUCCACACUGCCUUGGAGUUAACAGUGUUCUCAUAAGAAAUGUAGCAAAGGCUCCAUUGAUAGCAAGAUGGAGCUGACCAUGGAUAGGGACAACACUGACCACUAAGUAGCCUAUGAAUGUGAAAACAAGCUGACAGGAAAGAAAUCAACAUCAUUUCAUCCGCUUCUUAGAACUGUGAAAUAAUCACAAGGGGAAUUGUGCUCAAUAUAAAUGCUGUUAGCAAAUCCAGUGUUGCACUGUUCAGUGUGUCUGUCGACACAGAUGUUUGAUCUCAAAUGGAAUAAGCCAUAGAAGUAACACAUUUAAAGUAAGGCAAAUUAUACACCUGCUAGGGUAACGUAAAUGUGUGCAUAUGUCUGUAUAAGCUUAUUGUAUUUAAGCCUGAGAAGUUAGGAGAACUCUUUAAAAGCUGGUAAGCUGUACAAAUGGUAUAUUGCUGUAGCCUGUUUUAUGAGUAGAUGUAGCAGGACAAAGUAGGUCAUUAUGUUAACAUUCCCUUAAGGACAUGCAGUGAAUUAAUCCACUUGGUGCUAUUUCUUCACAUAAUGUAGAUUACGGCACUAUACCCAUGAUACCACAAUGAACAGUGCAACAUUCUUAUUUAUUCAAUUAACUUAAUGUCAUUUACAGAUAAAUAUGCUUUCCAGUUAGAUAUAAUUUCUCAAAUCAUGAUCUACAGAACAACCUUGAGGUUUGUGUGUGUGUGUUUGUGGAUAUGUGUGUGUGUGUGUGUAUGUACCAAAUAGCUGUUAUUUUGCUAUGUGUGUGUUUAUAAGGUGUAUCAUGUUUUUGCCAAUAACUUACAUUUUUAAUAACUGAAGUAUUUUAUGCCUACAAGUAUUUCCUUUUCUCCCCUGUGGAUGGUCAUUUAAAGCUGGCGUUUUAGUCAGACAUAUUUUAAAUAAAGCAGCAGUAAUGACAA
This is a messenger RNA of Ictalurus furcatus (blue catfish), 4734 nucleotides long. RefSeq names its product heart development protein with EGF-like domains 1 (gene heg1). NCBI's taxonomy places the organism in Eukaryota, Metazoa, Chordata, Actinopteri, Siluriformes, Ictaluridae. Gene Ontology annotation, molecular function: calcium ion binding. Gene Ontology annotation, biological process: heart development. Bases 227 to 3811 code for a protein of 1194 amino acids. The transcript has 13 exons. The record is from RefSeq and is a predicted model, not a curated record.